UUACACUUGGCACAAUGCAGUCAGGCAAGUACCGUUCUCCUGGCAACUGCCAAACCCAGACACGUCCAUUGGAUUGUCAGACAGAGAAGCGUGAUUGGUCACUCCAGAGAACACAUCUCCACUGCUCUAGAGUCCAGUGGCGGUGUGCUUUACACCCCUGCAUCUGACGCUUUGCAUUGCACUUGGUGAUUUGCUUCCACUUUGUUACAAUCGUGGAAUAUUUAGUAGCAAGGAAAUGUCACGGAUGGACUUAUUGCAGAGGUGACAACCUAUCACGGUACCACGCCUGAAUUCACUGACCUCCUGAGAGUGACCCAUUCUUUCACAAAUGUUUGUAGAAGCAAUCUGCAUGCCUAG
This is a messenger RNA of Staurois parvus, 357 nucleotides long. NCBI's taxonomy places the organism in Eukaryota, Metazoa, Chordata, Amphibia, Anura, Ranidae. The record is from the annotation of a GenBank genome assembly.